Messenger RNA from Papilio machaon (common yellow swallowtail), 1438 nucleotides. RefSeq names its product galactose mutarotase. Gene Ontology annotation, molecular function: aldose 1-epimerase activity; carbohydrate binding. The coding region runs from base 12 to 1436 and encodes 474 amino acids. Lineage: Eukaryota; Metazoa; Arthropoda; Insecta; Lepidoptera; Papilionidae. Gene Ontology annotation, biological process: glucose metabolic process; beta-D-galactose catabolic process via UDP-galactose, Leloir pathway. The transcript is spliced from 10 exons. The record is from RefSeq and is a predicted model, not a curated record.
UUUAAAUUAUAAUGGCAGACGAAGUUGAUGAUAAAGCUAGUGGUGAUGUAGCAUCAGAAGCUUCAGAAGAAAAAUCAGUUAUUCCUGAACCGGAACCUGUUAAAGUUCCUGAUGUGGAGCUAACCGUUGAUGGUUUCGGUUUUAUGUCUAAACAGUCAUCUACAGAUAAAAGUAAAAAGAAUGGCCGUAGGAAAUCUAAAGAAUUAAAAGAAAUCUUGGCUCCAGAAGCAGAAGCUAGUCCUUGCUCUUCAAGCAGUAAUAUCGAUAUUGUUAGGAGGUUCACAUGGAAAACGAAAAACAGGAUGACAGUCCAGGUGAUAACAUAUGGUGCGACAAUAACGACUAUACAAGUUCCAGACAAGAAAGGAGUUCCCGAUGACGUCAUUGCUGGUUUUGAUACGCUUGAAGAAUACUUUCAACCACGGAACCCGUACUUUGGUGCUACUAUCGGGCGAUACGCAAAUGUCAUCCGCAACGCCACGAUGUCUGUCCGGCCAAUGGGCAGAAUGUACAUGCUGUCCACUAACCUGGGACCCAAUCACUGCAAUGGUGGCUACGUAGGUUUUGACAAGGUGAACUGGCGUUCGCAUGUUGUGGGCAAUAAAGUCUACAUGAGUCACGUAUCAGAUCGGUUCCACGAGGGCUACCCGGGCACUGUGAUGACGCAGCUCUGCUUCGAAGUCACAUGCGAUAAUACAAUCAACAUCGAGAUGAAAUGUACAACAACGGAGCCAACCAUAAUCAACCUUAGUAACGCACAAUACUUCAAUCUAGCUGGACAUCACCGAGGCGCAGAGUCGAUGUACGAGCACAUAAUUACUAUCAACGCCGACAAAUAUACGCAAGUUGACGACGAUGGAUUAGUUACUGGCGAAAAGAAGGUUGUCGGUGGGACGGCUUUCGAUUUCCGAGUGCCGCGCUGUUUGAAGACAAUGUUGCCGAAGAUACCCAAAGGAGGGUAUGAUGUCAACUUCUGCAUCACACAGGCCACUGCUCAAGAUUUGACGUUCCAUGCCAGGGCACUCCAUCCGGACACCGGGCGGGUACUGGAAGUGUACAGCAACCAGCCAGGCUUGCAGUUUUACACGGGGAACCGUCUGCCAGACCCGGAUCGGAUAGUUGCGGCUUUGUCUGGAGGAGAGGAAGAAGGAGCGGAGCAGAGCGAGAGCGAGGCGAGUGCUGAGGACGAGGAGUUUAGAGAGGUCGACGGGGGAACUGAUAACCAAGGAGAUGGUAAAGAGCAUUACGGUUAUGUGCCGUUGGCUGGUAAAAAUGGAACAUUUUACAAGAAACAUGGACUUUUCUGUUUACUGCCACAAAAUUAUCCAGAUGCGAUUAAUCAUAAAAAUUUCCCCAAUUCGGUGCUCAACCCUGGUGAAGUCUACGUACACAGGAUACAAUACAAGUUUGGAAUUUUACUUGGUAAAUAUGUAUGAGG